CCGCCCCCUAGUCCCCACCUCCCCGCCCCCCUGCGCCAGCCUUCCCGCGUCCUUCCCACCCUCAGUCCCAGGCAUCCGACUACUGGGAGCCUCAGCCAGAGUCCCAGAGCCCCCAGUCGAGAAACCAAGAGAUCCCCUGUCCUGCGGGUCUGAGAACACCUGGCUCCACUCUGGUAGAAUCCUCUGUCCUUCUUUGUGGGACAAUGAACCAGAAGACCAUCCUAGUACUCCUUGCUCUGGCUGUCAUCACCAUCUUUGCCUUGGUUUGUGUCCUGCUAGCGGGCAGGGGUGGAGAUGGGGGUGAACCCAGCCAGCCUCCUAGCUGCCCCUUCAUAUCGCCCAGUCCCCAGCCCUGGACACACCCUGGCCAGAGUCAGCUGUUUGCAGACCUGAGCCGAGAGGAGCUGACAGCCGUGAUGAGCUUCCUGAUCCGGCGGCUGGGGCCAGGGUUGGUGGAUGCAGCCCAGGCCCGGCCCUCAGACAACUGUGUCUUCUCAGUGGAGCUGCAGCUGCCCCCCAAGGCUGCAGCCCUGGCCCACCUGGACAAAAGAAGCCCUGCACCUGCCCGGGAGGCCCUGGCCAUCAUCUUCUUUGGCGGACAACCCCAGCCCAACGUGACUGAGCUAGUAGUGGGGCCACUGCCUCGGCCCUCCUACAUGCGAGAUGUGACCAUGGAACGUCAUGGCGGACCCCAGCCCUAUCACCGACGCCCGGUGCUGGCUCGAGAGUACCUGGACAUAGACCAGAUGAUCUUCGACAGAGAGCUGCCCCAGGCUGAUGGUCUGCUCCACCACUGCUGCUUCUACAAGUCCCAGAGACGGAACCUGGUGACGAUGACCACGGCCCCUCGUGGUCUGCAAUCUGGGGACAGGGCCACCUGGUUUGGCCUCUACUAUAACAUCUCGGGAGCCGGGUUUUAUCUCCACCCCGUGGGGUUGGAGCUGCUGGUGGACCACAAGGCCCUGGACCCUGCCCGCUGGACCAUCCGGAAGGUGUUCUAUCAGGGCCGCUAUUACGAGAGCCUGGCCCAGCUUGAGGAGCAAUUUGAGGCUGGCACAGUGAAUGUGGUGCUGAUCCCAGAAAAUGGCACAGGUGCGUCAUGGUCCCUGAAGUCCCCAGUGGACCCGGGUCCAGCUCCCCCUCUGCAAUUCCAUCCCCAGGGCCCCCGCUUCAGUGUCCAGGGGGGCCAAGUGGCUUCUUUGUUGUGGACUUUCUCCUUUGGCCUUGGAGCUUUCAGUGGCCCAAGGAUCUUUGACGUCCGUUUCCAGGGAGAACGGCUGGCUUACGAAAUCAGCCUCCAAGAGGCCGUGGCUAUCUAUGGUGGAAAUUCCCCAGGAGCAAUGAUGACCCGCUAUCUGGAUGGUAGCUUUGGCAUGGGCAAGUACACCACACCCCUGACCCGUGGAGUGGACUGCCCCUACCUGGCCACCUAUAUGGACUGGCACUUCCUCCUGGAGUCCCAGGUCCCCAAGACAAUGCGUGACGCCUUUUGUGUGUUUGAACAGAACCAGGGCCUCCCCCUGCGGCGACACCACUCAGAUUUCCACUCCCACUAUUUUGGGGGCCUUGCAGAGACAGUGCUGGUCGUCAGGUCUGUGUCCACCUUGCUCAACUAUGAUUAUGUGUGGGAUAUGGUCUUCCACUCCAAUGGGGCCAUAGAAGUGAAAGUCCAUGCUACAGGCUACAUCAGCUCAGCGUUCCUCUUCGGUGCUGCCCGGAAGUAUGGGAACCAGGUUGGGGAGCACACGCUCGGCACAGUCCACACCCACCGUGCCCACUUCAAAGUGGAUCUGGAUAUAGCAGGACUGGAGAACUGGGUCUGGGCUGAGGACAUGACCUUUGUCCCCAUGGCUGUGCCUUGGAGCCCUGAGCACCAGAUACAGAAGUUGCAGGUGACCCGGAAGCUGCUGGAGACAGAGGAGCAGGCCACCUUCCCUGAGGGAGGCGCCACCCCUCACUACCUGUACCUGGCCAGCAACCACAGCAACAAGUGGGGUCACCCACGUGGCUACCGCAUCCAGAUGCUCAGAUUUGCUGGGGAGCCACUGCCUCAGAACAGCCCCCUUAAGAGAGCCCUCAGCUGGGAGAGGUUCCAGCUGGCCGUGACCCAACGGAAGGAGGAAGAGCCCAGGAGCAGCAGCAUCUACAAUCAGAAUGACCCUUGGGCCCCCACUGUGGAUUUCAGUGACUUCAUCAACAAUGAGACCAUCGCUGGAGAGGACUUGGUGGCCUGGGUGACAGCUGGUUUUCUGCACAUCCCACAUGCAGAGGACAUUCCCAACACGGUGACGGUGGGAAAUGGCAUGGGCUUCUUUCUCCGUCCCUACAACUUCUUUGAUGAGGACCCCUCCUUCUACUCUGCAGACUCCAUCCACUUCCAGGGUGACCAGGAUGCUGAGGACUGUGAGGUUAACCCACUGGCUUGCCUGUCCAAGACUGCUGCCUGUGCUCUCAACCUCCCUGCCUUCUCCCACGGGGGCUUUUCUCACAACUAGGCAGUCCCUGGGAUGGGGAAUCUGGCCAAGGGUUCCAGGGCCAGGGUGUGAGGGUUGGAUGGCAGCUAGGUGCUAGGCUGGCAGCCUAGUGGCUUCUU
Messenger RNA from Carlito syrichta (Philippine tarsier), 2593 nucleotides. It is a transcript of the gene AOC3, whose product is annotated as amine oxidase, copper containing 3. Bases 204 to 2495 code for a protein of 763 amino acids. Gene Ontology annotation, molecular function: primary methylamine oxidase activity; copper ion binding; quinone binding. Lineage: Eukaryota; Metazoa; Chordata; Mammalia; Primates; Tarsiidae. Gene Ontology annotation, biological process: amine metabolic process; response to antibiotic. The transcript has 4 exons. The record is from RefSeq and is a predicted model, not a curated record. Gene Ontology annotation, cellular component: Golgi apparatus; plasma membrane; early endosome.